CAGAGAGCCGCCGCCAUAAUACUACAGUGGCGUUUCCGAGUCUUGCAGCUUGCCAGAGUCGAGGAAGAAAAUCUAAGGCGACGACACAGUGCCGCUGUUUAUCUUCAGACAUUGUGGCGUGGUUGGCUUGCAAGACAACAGGUAAAAGAAAUGAUUUGUGCUGCAAGACGUCAUCGUUUCACAGCUGCCGUUUACCAUCAUCUCUGCGCAGUAAGGAUUCAGAGAGCUGUGCGAGCGCACUGGGCUCUUAAAUCAGCCAAGAAGAAAAUCUCUUCAGUCCUGUACAUCCAGCAAUGUUUUAGGGCAAAGCUGCAGAGAAAGAAAUAUCUUAAAGACAGAGAAGCCAUCAUUAAGACCCAGAGGGCAGUGAGAACAUGGUUACAUCGUCGCAACCAAGCCGCCGGUACUAUCCAGUGUGCAGUCAGGAAGCUCCUUCUUAGACGUCGCAAGGAGAAGCUACAACGUGGAGUAAUAAAGGCGCAGGCACUCUGGAGGGGUCAUUGUUCAAGAAAACAUCAUGACACAAGCAGUGUCAUUUCCAUGAGGCGACGUCUCAGGGAAGUAAAUCGAAAGGUGAAGGAAGAGGACAAGCUGUGUAAUAAGACCACAACAGCGUUGAGCUACCUGCUUGGACUUCAGAAUUAUGCUUACAUUCUUGCAGCCUUGAAACAUUUAGAAACUGCCACUAGACUUUCACCAGAGUGCUGUGAACGUCUUGUUGAAAGUGGAGCAACGCACACCAUCUUCACUUUGAUAAGGAGCUGCAACAGAAGUGUGCCUUCAAUGGAGAUCAUCACAUUAUCCAUCCAAGUCCUUCUCAACCUAUCAAAACACAACAGAACCAUUGAUGCAGUUUAUGAUGUGGACAACUCUGUAGAAACCCUCCUGGAUCUUCUGCAGAUCUACCGGGAGAAAGCUGGAGAUAAGGUUGCAGAAAAAGGUGGCAGCAUCUUCACCAAAGCUUGUUUUCUCUUGGUUCUCUUGGUCCAGGAUGAUAGGAGAGCAAUGGAGGUCCGAAAGCUACCGAAGGUUUUGGAUCGCAUUCGUAGCAUCUACCGUCUUGGGCUUCGAAAGUACAAAAUGGAUGCUGAGAGAAACAAAGUCAAGCAGAAAAUGAACACGUCUCUCAAUGGAAGUUUCCUUCUCCAAGCCACCCCUCGAAAGUCAAAACCUGUGGCCAGGUUUGCUCCAGACUGGGUUCUACGCCGUGACAAAAUGAAGGACAUUGUUGAUCCUCUUUGUGCUAUUCAGAUGCUGGUUAACGCUCUGGCUCUUGUGCCUUGAAAAUAUUGCAGCAAGAAAAAAAGUUAUAAAUUUGUGUGCUGCCAAAGUGUUUAAUUGUUGCUCGAAAUUGUGCACCCUGUUGGCUUUGUAAAUAUUGUGUAUUUUUUUAUUGUGUAUAUAUUUUUAUUGCUUUGUUUUACCUUUUAAAUGUUGUGGAUGACUGGUUUAUUGGCACAUAUUAGGGUCUGUGCUGUAAAAUGGCACGUUAGCUUUGAGAUACUGUAAAUAAAGUGCAGUUUCGAAUUGAUUUCUUUUAAUGUGCUGUAAUUGAACAUUAAAAAUAACCACAGCUUUUCA
Messenger RNA from Megalobrama amblycephala (Wuchang bream), 1581 nucleotides. Its product is annotated as abnormal spindle-like microcephaly-associated protein homolog. Gene Ontology annotation, cellular component: spindle pole. The coding region runs from base 151 to 1284 and encodes 377 amino acids. Lineage: Eukaryota; Metazoa; Chordata; Actinopteri; Cypriniformes; Xenocyprididae. The transcript has 8 exons. Gene Ontology annotation, molecular function: protein binding. The record is from RefSeq and is a predicted model, not a curated record. Gene Ontology annotation, biological process: establishment of meiotic spindle localization; spindle organization; mitotic cell cycle.